This is a messenger RNA of Miscanthus lutarioriparius, 447 nucleotides long. The record is from the annotation of a GenBank genome assembly. NCBI's taxonomy places the organism in Eukaryota, Viridiplantae, Streptophyta, Magnoliopsida, Poales, Poaceae.
AUGGUGCUUGUGGAUCAGGUCGCUUCUCAGGACGUCCAUGUCAGCAGUAUUAGUAAACGGAGUGCCAGGACCCUGGAUAACAUGCAAACGAGAGCUGCGACAGGGGGACCCCAUUUCCCAUACCUAUCCUUGCUUGUGGCUGAUGUGCUUCAGGCUCUGAUCAAUCACGACGGCUCUAUCUCCCAUCCUCUUGCACCAGAAAGGAGCUGCCCCAUUCUUCAAUAUGCGGAUGACACGCUGCUACUUAUCCCUGCAGAGCUAGGUGCAGUUCAGACACUCGAAUCCCUCCUGGACCAAUUCUCAGCCGCUACAGGCCUGAAGAUCAACUACCACAAAAGCACCUUGGUGCCAAUGCACAGUUCUGAAGCAGCGUGCAGCCAGUUCAAAGCAGUUCUGCAGUGCAAAGUUGACAGUUUCCCUCAGGUGUACCUGGGGCUCCCCCUCUGA